Messenger RNA from Lingula anatina, 2832 nucleotides. Its product is annotated as protein FAM114A2. The record is from RefSeq and is a predicted model, not a curated record. Lineage: Eukaryota; Metazoa; Brachiopoda; Lingulata; Lingulida; Lingulidae.
CUCUGAGCUCGAAAUACGGACGACGUGGCAUUACUUUCAAUAACGUGUAAAUAUAGCGUUUAAGUGAAUAAGUGAUUGAUUUCUCAAGGAAUCUGAUCAAGACGGUUCCUUUCCAACAUGUCUGACUCUGAAGAGGAAUUUGCCAGUGCAGAUGAAGGUGAAGAAGAAAGCACCAACUCCCAGCCUAAGAAAUCCCAAACUGGUCAGUUAGGCAAGAAAGAAGAAAAGACUAAAGCAAAAGGUCCUGGUGUCCAAUCGGUUGAAAGGAAAGAAAGUGCCAACCAAUCAGGUUCAAGGACACAGCAAUUGACAAAAUCUACAGACCAGAAGCAGAAAGCAGAGUCGGCUGCAAAACAAACAGCAAAUUCAAAGUCAUCUGUUACUGAAAAAGAUGACAAGGGUAGUGUAGGACAAUCAAAGGCCAACCCUGGUCAACAGCAACCUACUGGAAAGGGCAAAAAAGUUCGAAAGGGAAAAGGUGCAAAGAAAGCAGCAGGAAAAACUGAUGAAACUGACAGGAAUCCUGAGCCAGUUGUGGUAGAGAAACCAGAAACAACCACAGAAAAGGAGACAGAAAAAUCUGACACAGAACUUAAAUCCACAACCAUGGAUGUGGAGUUGAAGGACAAUGAAAGUGGAAUGCCCCAAGAAACAACAUCUCAGCCCUCAAUUCCAGAACAGCCAACAGAUACAGCAAAAGCAGAGGUUGCUAAACCAAUGGCAGAACUUACUGCAGAACUUUCAUGCACUGAACCCUCUGCAUCAACGGCAGGAGGAGGUGUGCAGGAUAAACAGACAGAGAAACCACAUAGUAUGAGCCCUCAAGAUGGAGCUAAAAGUAUAUUUGACAAGUUGGCUGGGGCUACACAUAAAGAAGAAAAGAAUGGAGAAAAGGGAGCAGGCAGCUGGGGGAGUUGGGGAGGAUGGGGGACAUCUUUGCUGUCCACAGCUUCCAAGUCAGUCUCUACAUUCACCAGUCAAGUUGGUGAAGGUUUCAGCACUGUGUUAGAGACAGUAGAAGCUUCCCUUGGAGCCCCAUCACCAGAAGAGCUUGCAAAUAUAGAGAAAGCUGAAGAAGCAGUGAAGGAGGGAGAAGGGGAGGAAGGAAACAAACAAAGUGCAGAUGAAAGCAAACAGCCAGAAAAUAAAGACCAGAGAGCAGCAGAAAAAUCUACAGAUGAUAAAGGCACAGAAGAUACGGCAGAAAAGCCUGUCACUGAGAGUUCCCAAGAGGCACCACCAGAACAAGAUGGUUCACCUUCUGAGGCUGAAGGUGGAGCAGGGGGGCUUGGAGGGUGGUUUUCCUCAUUUGGGAAGGUUACCAAAAAGUUAGAAGAUACAGGCAAAAAUAUUAUGACUGGUGGCUUAGAUGUGCUGGAGAGCAUUGGGAAGAAAACUAUGGAUGUUAUUUCUGAGAAAGACCCAGGAUUUGCCCAUACAAAAGGAUUAUUCAAGGAUAAAGGAUCGAAACCUAAUUUAUCCCAGAUGCUGAGAGAAGCUAAAGAAGAAGCUGAAGAAAAGGCCAAGAUGGAAGAGGAGCAUAAAGAGGCACAGAAAGCACACUUUGGAACAUUGUUUGAUGAACACCAAGGUCUAGCGAGGCUGGAAGCUCUAGAAAUGUUGUCCAAUCAGAGUGAGGCAAAGGUGCAAGGGACACUGGGAAGUCUGACAGAGGAUCAACUGCAGAGCAUCAAGCUGGAACUAGUGAUGAUAAAGGAGGCAUUCCAGCUGGAGGAUCUUGAUGAGCCUGAAGAUGAUGAGAUGGACCAUAAUUUUGCUAAGCUGAUGACGGAGCACUUGCUUGUCGUACAUGCAGGCACUACACCUGAUAAACUUAAUAAGGGAGAACUCUUCAUGGUUCAGAGCAAAAUAAGAGAAUAUUUAAAGGACUCCAAGGAAGAGCAAGAAAGUGGAAGCAAGCAAAAUGCCAAGGAUUUGCAUCGCAGUGCUAUCCAGUCCCUAGCAGAGCUGACAUCUGCUGCAGUAGGUCAGUUCCACAAGGCAGGAGAACUUUUACUUCUGCAACAAGAUGAUGGAGCCAACUUUGCAGACAGGGCCAGCAGUUUGGCAAAUUUAACUCGAGUGCUGUGUACAGAAGUAGGAAUCAUCUCCAAUAAGUUUACCCAGUGUAUGAAUGCAGUUGCUGCUAACUCUGAAGAUCCAGACUCAAUCAACCCUUUGAUUACCAAUGUGUACUUGGAGGCUGGAAAUAGUGCCACCUACAUACAAGAUGCCUUCCAACUUCUGCUUCCAGUGAUGCAAAUGGCUGCCCUUCAAAGUCAUGCUAACAGAGAUUAAAACAUGUUUGAAAAUAGCAACUUGUACACAAGUGAAAAUUUGCAAACUUCAUAAAAACUCAUUCUCUAACAUAUUCCACCUCCUUAAUGUGAAGCCAUUUUAGUACUACUGGAGUCCACAGAUACCAAUUUUUGUGUACUAGAUUUCUUGCUGUGCGUUUUCAACAAGAUUCCGUUUGUGUAAUUACGAGGAAAAAGUAGAAUUAUUAAGUUAACUUGGGAUGGUUUGGGAUCACCUCUGAGUGUAAAUAUAGGGCCAAGUGUAUUGAAAUUAUGGUACUUAUUACAUAAUAAAUGUGAAAUGAUGUGAGACUUGUGAUAGAUGUACAACUAAUAUUCCAGUAGUACAAAUUAUGAAGCGAUAAAAGCAGCACUAGAUUUAUUUGAAAUGAAAAGAUAGUGUAUAGUGUUUUUUAUUCAUAUAUGAUGAAAUAGAUAUAUGGUGCUAGUAGAAUUGUAUAUUAACAAAAAUUUUUAAUGAAGUUGUAGUAUAUUUAUUGGCCAAUAAAGGUUUUAGUUCAGCAAUUUUGGAGAA